Pelobates cultripes (western spadefoot toad) is the source of this 599-nucleotide messenger RNA. The record is from the annotation of a GenBank genome assembly. Lineage: Eukaryota; Metazoa; Chordata; Amphibia; Anura; Pelobatidae.
AUGGUUGCAAACCCCAUAUGGGAUCCUGAAGCACCGCUACAGUCAUCUGAUGAUGAGUAUGUAUCCUUUUCUGAUGAUGAUAAUGAUGUGGACAGGCGACAAGCCCGUCCUAUCUUUACACAGCAGCGGAAGAGGACAUUACAAGAUAGAGCGCGUGGUUUGAGAAAUGGUGUACAUGAAGAGAUGAAUGAAGUGGUAAAAAGUUACACACAAACAGAGCUCAUGGAGCUGGCAAAGGUGUAUAAGCAUGAAGUUGGUGAAAAUGUGGGAGAAUGGUUAUUGCGCAUGUGGGAUGGAGGAGCUGACAGUGUGCAGUUGAAUGCAAGGGAAGCAUUAUGUAUGGGGCAGCUGACGCUGCAUCCACAGCUCAUGCAGGUAUUACGGAGGGUGAGGGAGAUUGGAGGUAAUUUUUCAUUAUUUGAUAUGGUGCGGCAUGCCAUAAUUGUGGCCUUCCCAUCUAGCAAUGACAUUGAGCCCAUUUCACCCUGGUCAAAACCGAGGGAUGCUAUUACCCGCAUUAGAGUUAUGGGUUGUGUGGUGGGAUUAAACAAGGAUAACUGGGAAGGUCCAGACAUGGAGGAAUUCACAGCCAGCAUGCG